AUGAACGACAAUGUAGCAUUCAUCGUUUCACAAAUCAGCGACAUUCACUUCACAGCCAAAGAACGCGAUGUCCUCAUUCGCUUCCUCGUAUUCUCGUCUCGUCUUACCGCUUGGCUCCUCAGUCAAAAGAAUGCUUCACCAUCUACGGUACAGCGAUGGCAGCUUCUAAUGAGACAGCUCUCACUCACAGCAAAGCUCCUCCGCGUCGGGAAAUUCACCCAGCAGUUCCGUUUUGCCGCACGGGGCUUAACGGGUAGACACCAAGAUCUAUUCCUGGGGUACAUAACUGUGAUUCGUCAACUGUUAACGGCUGUAUACAUGACAUGCGAUAAUGCUACGGUGCUGAACAGUAUCGGUUUCAUUCCCUGGAAGGGAGCCAAGACAUUGGAAAGGAGAGCUUUUCGGGUAUGGUUUGCCGCAGGUGUUUGUGGAUUUGUUGCACAGGUGUACUGCUUGUACCAAUUAAAGACAUGGAGUGCCAAUGAUGAAGAUGAUAGGCGGUCUCUGUUGUAA
This is a messenger RNA of Fusarium poae, 513 nucleotides long. RefSeq lists its product as uncharacterized. Lineage: Eukaryota; Fungi; Ascomycota; Sordariomycetes; Hypocreales; Nectriaceae. Gene Ontology annotation, cellular component: peroxisomal membrane. Gene Ontology annotation, biological process: peroxisome fission; regulation of peroxisome size. The coding region runs from base 1 to 513 and encodes 170 amino acids. The transcript has a single exon. The record is from RefSeq and is a predicted model, not a curated record.